AUGGCUCCAAAAAAGACGAAGGGCGAGAAGAUGGAUCUGGGGACAUUCCUCACGGAUUCGACCCUCGGUUCAUGGGCCGAUGAGAUGGAGGAUAUGCCAAUGCCAUCACCCAGUGGUCGCGGAGGUUAUGGCGGCGAUCGUUCAUACAAUUCUGGAGGAGGUUUUGGGGGCAUGGCAGAUCGGGGAGGCUACUCCGUGCGCGAGCAGCUACCAUUGCCUACCAAACCUCCGUAUACGGUGCAUCUUGGGAACAUGUCUUUUGACGCCACAGAGGGUGAUAUCACAGAUUUUUUCUCCGGCUGUGAAGUGACGAGCGUCCGCAUUGUCGAAGACAAGCUGGAGAGAAAGCCGAAAGGCUUCGGUUAUGCAGAAUUCGCAACAUUGGAUGGAUUGAAGAAAGCUUUGGAUGCCAACAAUACCCAAUUUCAGGGCCGGAAUAUUAGGGUCAGCGUUGCAGAGCCGCAAAAGGACCGACCUGAUGCUCGCGAGUUCGGCGACUGGACACGGAAAGGCCCUCUUGCAGAUGUUCCUGGACAGCGACGAGUGUCAGAGAGAGGUGGUUUCGGCUCUGGGCGUGGAGGGUUCGAUAGUGCCUCUGAUGCUGGCAGUGACCGUGGUGAACGUGGUGAACGUGGUGGUCGCCGAGCUGGGUACGAGCAAGGUGAUGGGAAGGUACGAGACUUCGGGAAUUGGGAUCGCAAAGGUCCACUUACGCCGACUCUACCGACGGGAUCAACAGCUCGAAGUUUUGAUCGUCCAGUGAGCCGUGAUGGACCGCCAAAUAGACGGAACUCGCCAGCAUGGGGAGAAGGGCGAUCCCAAGAUGGUUCACGACCUCCAAGGCGUGAGUUCGUGGAGAGACCGCCAGUGGAGCGAGCACCGACCGCGGCCGAGCAGGACAGCCAAUGGAGAACGAAAAUGAGGCCCGACGCACCGCCUGCUCCGCCCGUGCAACCUGUUCAGGCCGCCAAAUCCCCAGCUAUUCCGAACCGUGAGCUCAGCACACCGCCUUCUCCGGCCGGUGCACCAGCGGCUCCCACGACGCGUCCAAAAUUGAACCUCGCAAAACGCACUGUUUCUGAGGCACCUUCUGAUGCGAACUCAUCUGACGCUGCACCUGCUGCAGACUCGAAAGCUAGCCCUUUUGGCGCAGCUAAGCCCAUCGAUACCGCUACUCGUGAGAAAGAGGUCGAAGAGAGACGCCAGAUUGCUAUCCGUGAGAAGAAAGAAGCAGACGAAAAGGCGCGUGCUGAUAAGAAAGCCGCGGAAGAAAAGGCUCGCGAGGAAAAGAAAGUUGCUCGGGACGCCGACCAAGCCAACAAGACUGAGCAAACCCCUGCGUGGAAACAAAUAUCACCCCAGGAGAAGGUCAACGGCCAAGAGCAAAAGAAGGCCAACGGUCAAGCACAGGAGAAGGAAAACGGCGCAUCAGCUCCUCCCCCAGGCAGAAGCUACGAAAUCCUUCGAAGGACAGCCAAUGAAGACAAUGCUGCAGCGGACGAAGAAGAUGAGGAAGCUCAAGCGGCUGAAGAGAAUGGACUUGUCACGGAAGACAAAGCCAUUAAGCCCAAGGAAGUUGUACGAGACGUCCCGGAUGGGGGUGCGCAAACGAACGGCUCCUCAGCUGCCGGCACACCUGAUCUCAGUGCUGAUGCGCUUGAGGGUGAUGGCUGGAGUACAGUCUCAAAGCCAGAGAAAAAGAGGAAGAACGGCAACCAAGCUGCUCGUGCUAUUGCCUCCUAG
Messenger RNA from Letharia columbiana, 1743 nucleotides. RefSeq lists its product as uncharacterized. Gene Ontology annotation, molecular function: RNA binding. Bases 1 to 1743 code for a protein of 580 amino acids. Lineage: Eukaryota; Fungi; Ascomycota; Lecanoromycetes; Lecanorales; Parmeliaceae. The transcript is spliced from 6 exons. The record is from RefSeq and is a predicted model, not a curated record.